Messenger RNA from Carassius carassius (crucian carp), 2707 nucleotides. RefSeq names its product tyrosine-protein kinase ZAP-70. Lineage: Eukaryota; Metazoa; Chordata; Actinopteri; Cypriniformes; Cyprinidae. Gene Ontology annotation, biological process: cell surface receptor protein tyrosine kinase signaling pathway; innate immune response; protein phosphorylation. Gene Ontology annotation, cellular component: cytoplasm; extrinsic component of cytoplasmic side of plasma membrane. Gene Ontology annotation, molecular function: non-membrane spanning protein tyrosine kinase activity; ATP binding; signaling receptor binding. The record is from RefSeq and is a predicted model, not a curated record. The transcript has 13 exons. Bases 294 to 2108 code for a protein of 604 amino acids.
AUGCAUAGAAACACACAGAGACCCACACUCACACAUAAGUGCACACGUUUUCUCUCAAGCUCACACACACACACUUGGCAAGCAUAGAAGCCGUCUAGCGUACAAGCCAGAUCAGAGAGCUUCAUCACUUUGGCAGACUAAAUAGAUUUGUUAUAACUCCGUCACCAGUUCAUCCGUGCCGUGUCUCCACUCUUUUUUUCUCACUCUCUCUUUUUCUUUCUAUCCCUCUCUUCCUGGAUUUCAGCUACAGGCCACGCUUCUGAUCUAGUCUUCGACCCCUCGUCACCUCCAUCAUGUCCGACCCUGCUGCGGACCUCCCGUUCUUCUAUGGCAGCAUCAGUCGCUCGGAGGCCGAGGACCAUCUGAAGCUGGCCGGCAUGGGAGACGGUCUCUUCCUCCUGCGCCAGUGCCUUCGCAGCUUGGGCGGCUACGUCCUGUCCCUGGUUUGGAACCUGGAGUUCUACCAUUACUCCAUUGAAAAACAGCUCAAUGGCACAUACUGCAUCGCAGGUGGGAAGCCUCACUGCGGACCUGCUGAGCUCUGUGAGUACUACAGCAAAGACCCAGACGGGCUCGUGUGCACCUUGAGAAAACCCUGCCUGCGAUCGGCUGACACACAAAUCAAGACGGGCGUCUUUGACAGCCUGAGGGACAAUAUGCUCAGGGAAUAUGUGCGUCAGACUUGGCACCUGGAGGGGGAGGCCAUGGAACAAGCCAUCAUUAGCCAGGCCCCACAGCUAGAGAAACUGAUUGCCACAACAGCGCAUGAGAAAAUGCCCUGGUUCCACGGCAAGAUCCCUCGCCAGGAGGGUGAGAGACGACUGUACUCAGGAUCUCAGCCUGAUGGAAAGUUCCUAGUCCGAGAGAGAGAAGAAUUUGGAACAUUUGCCCUGUCAGUGACAUACGGAAAAACAGUAUACCAUUAUCAGAUCUUACACGACAAAUCAGGGAAAUACGCAAUGCCAGAGGGAACUAAAUUUGACACUGUGUGGCAGCUGGUGGAGUAUUUAAAGAUGAAGCCUGAUGGUCUUGUGACCGUACUAAGAGAGCCGUGUGUCAACCAAAGCAAUGCAACACCAGCUCUUAUGAAUACUCCGAGGAGGCCGAGAGGUAAUGGAUACACACCGCCCCCUAUGAUACCCACACCUUCAGGAGCUGAGCCUCCACGUCCAUCUUUACCAAUGGACCAUGAUGCAUUCAUCAGUCCUUACGAUGAUCCAAAUGAAUGCAAGAAGAAGACCCUGUUCAUCAAGAGAGACAAGCUCAUGAUCGACGAGGUGGAGCUUGGUUCAGGCAACUUCGGCUGUGUCAAGAAAGGUGUAUUCAAAAUGGAAAGCAAACAGAUUGAUGUGGCGAUUAAAGUGUUGAAGAAUGAGAAUGAAAAAUCAGUAAAGGAUGAAAUGAUGCGAGAGGCCCAUAUUAUGCAUCAGCUGAGUGAUCCGUUCAUCGUGCGCAUGAUUGGACUCUGUGAGGCUGAAGCGCUCAUGUUGGUGAUGGAAAUGGCCCCCGCUGGCCCGCUCAACAAGUUUCUCUCUGGAAAGAAGGAACAGGUCACUAUGGAAAACAUUGUGAUGUUGAUGCAUCAAGUCUCAAUGGGGAUGAAGUAUUUAGAAGGAAGGAACUUUGUACACAGAGACCUGGCAGCCCGUAAUGUACUAUUAGUCAACCAGCAAUAUGCCAAGAUCAGUGACUUCGGCCUCUCCAAGGCACUGGGUGCAGAUGACAACUAUUACAAGGCCCGUACAGGAGGUAAAUGGCCUCUGAAGUGGUACGCACCAGAGUGCAUUCAGUUUCAUAAGUUCUCCAGCAAAAGUGACGUUUGGAGCUUUGGCAUUACGAUGUGGGAGGCCUUCUCCUAUGGAGGAAAGCCUUAUAAGAAAAUGAAAGGCCCAGAGGUCAUGAGUUUUAUUGAUGCCGGUAAUCGUAUGGAUUGCCCUGCUGGAUGUCCUGAGGCCAUGUAUGAACUGAUGAAGGAGUGCUGGACAUACAAGCAUGAAGAACGGCCAGGCUUUGUCAAAGUGGAGGAGAAGAUGAGAACUUUCUAUUACUCCAUUUGCAAAAAGAUUCCAGACUACAUGAAAACAGAGAACGGAAAGCCCCCUCAGUGAUACAAAUGGCAAAUCUAUUAUGCAUUUUGAAUUUAGCAUUGUAUUGUGGUGUUUUUUGGUUAAAAGAAAUGUCUGCAAACUUAAUGGUUAAUGUGAAAAUGCUAAAUUACCAGAACCUUUUCAGUUUUUGUACAGAUUUUUUCCCCAGUGGGUCCCUUUCACCUGUGUGUUUUGAGCCAGGACAGAAUGAAAACGUGAAGAACAGUUUCAAAAUUAAGUACCUUUAAUAAUAUGUCUAUCAAACUAUUCACUGAUUAAUGCAAGUCACCUUUUUUAAAUUAUUGCCCUGCUGUUAUCAGUGCUCAUAAUACUAUUCAGUGCCUAUUUACUAUUUGAAUGUCCCAGGAAAUACUUUUCUUCCUGCAAGUGUUUCAGUUAUUGAAAUCAGAUGGAUGUACUGUAGCUAUUUUCUCGAGAUAAAAAGAGAUAAUUACUCAAACUUCAUGGUCUUGUUUUCUGUUGAACAAUUUGAUUAUAAGUUUCCUGCAAUUUUCAGUAUUCCUUCUGACUAUUCUCAAACAUUUGUAUGUAUUCAUUUUGUGAAACUUCUGGAGUUUUUUAAAAAAAACAUGCAAUAAACUGCACAUACAAUAAAACAA